AUGAAUAAGGAUUCUGGUCGUUUUCAACAAGCAGUGGCAAAAGAUUUAGGUAACAAAUCUACUCGUCAGGAUGCAGGUAAUUGGAAGUUCAAAUCUGUUGGAUCAACAUCAUGGAAGGAUAUUUGCUCUAUGGGUCGUGAGGUAAAUCAAAAUUGUUCUCUUCAAUACUUCCCUCCUUCUGUUGACAGUAAUGGUAUUCAAUAUGCUUCUAUUCCGAGAUCUGAGAUUCUUCUCAAUGUCGACAAAUGGAACAACACUUUGAUUGGUUAUGUUCUUGGGGACAAACCGUUCUAUUCUCAUUUAAAAGGUUGUGUUGCUCGUUUAUGGAAACUGUCAUGUUCUCUUGAUAUAUAUUCUCGUGAAAAUGGUUUCUUUUUCUUCAAAUUUGGCAGCAAUGAAGAACUAAACAGAGUUCUUAACGGGGGGCCUUGGUUAUUUGAUGGCAGACUAAUAAUCUUAAAAAAAUGGUCUGAGAACAUUGAUUUAGAGAGAGAGCUUCUUACCUCGGUUCCUGUUUGGAUUAGACUACCUUCGUUACAUCUCAAACUUUGGUCAAAUAAUAUUAUUGGACGAAUUGCUAGUCUUGUUGGUAAUCCUCUUUAUAUUGAUCAAGCUACAGCUACGGGUGAAAGAUUAGCCUUCGCUAGAUGCUUUGUGGAAAUCUCUUCUAAAGCAAAGCUUCCAACAACUGUUAAGUUAGAUUUGGGAAAUGGAGAAUGGUUAGAAACUUCUGUGGAGUAUGAAUGGAUCCCCCCAAGAUGCAGCAAAUGCCAUAAUUUUGGACAUGUCGAGUAUCAAUGUCCGGUUGUGCUAGUUGAUAAAUGGAUUCCUAAAUCAACAAAUAAUGGAGCUGAUAACAUAGACUCGGGGUCUACUGCUGCACUAGUCAACUUAUAUGACAAGGAACACGAAGAGUCUGAUAUUAAUGAUUCUCAGUCAAGUAAAUCUGUUUUUAUUGGAGAUAUAAUUAAUGAUAAUCAUGUACAUGAGGUUGUUUCUAUAAAUGCUGAUGCUGGAAAGUUAAUAAAUGAGGAUGCUACUAUUACUGAAGUUAAUUAUGAAGAUACUACUAUUAAUGAUGUUAUAACAGAAUCUGAGUUUCUCAUGCAGCAUGAUUUAAGAAACCAAGGUAUUGCAGUACAUGAUAUCAAUGGAAGUCAAAUUGCUAAGGAACUAGCUAUGCAAGGAAAUUACAAAGAUAUAUCAGAUUCUAAGAUUGAGAAGUCUCAGACUAAGAAGGAUGAUGUUGCUAAUACAGGUAUCUCUGAAAAAUUAAAUGCUGGUGUUACUCCAGUUUUUUCUGUUACUGUCUCUACAAGUAGUCAUUCUGAUCAGGCCGAGAAAAAUAUAGCAUUUAUUAAUACUAAGCAAACUGAUGGUGGAAAGUUUAAUGAAUCAGUUAUAGAUUUCCCUAUUGCCAUUGAUAAUCCAGAAUGGUUAAAUGAAAAAAGCCAGCUGCUUAUGAAGAAGAAAUCUCAGUUCAAAAUCAAUAAAGAUACUUCUUCAGGCCCAAAGAGGGUUACCAGGGCUUCUUCAGCUAAUAUCUCUUGA
Molecule: messenger RNA, 1551 nt
Organism: Asparagus officinalis (garden asparagus)
Lineage: Eukaryota; Viridiplantae; Streptophyta; Magnoliopsida; Asparagales; Asparagaceae
Exons: 1
Coding region: 1-1551 (516 amino acids)
Source: RefSeq, a predicted model, not a curated record